ACUUUUAUUUGACAUGACAUAUUACAUACACAAAGCAUGUCUAUGCUACGUAUAGAAUAACGUCUGAUGUCAACUACAAAACGACUAUAAAUAUUAUUUCGGCACAGUUUACACUAUAAUAAUAUUAGAAUGUGAAUGAUGAACCGCAGCGCUCAUGUCACUGUCUCUUUAAGACGGCCGCCAUCGCUUGUGUUCUGUCGAGCCAGCGCCAUUUUUUCAACGCAAGACUCGGCCUGCAUAAAUUAUGUUCAUGACGUAGUGCAAAAGAGCAAAUUUGUGUUAAUUUUGGGGGACUUUUCUGUAGAUACACGUUCUCUUUAGAUAAUAAGGUGCACUUACCUUACUGGCACAACAGUUAACGCAAAUACGUCACUAAGCGUUUAGGAAAAGAGCAGCAGCGCUCUCCCGAGCCUCCUUAUCAAUGCAAAUAGCUCUUUUGUGUGUGCAUCCGUAUCGCGCGCCUGGAAGCUGUGAGAUGAAUUUUUAAUUAUGCAUGUUUAAAACAAACUGUGGCAAAGCUCGCGAAGGAGAAGAAAUCAAGAAAGCAGCCCACCUUUCACCGGGUGAUACCGUGGCGCUGUAUCACUAUGCAGAAUCAUUGAUCAUUGUGGAACAAAGACAUCACCAUGGACACGGAGGAUCUCCCAGCAAACAAUGCUCCUCUUACUGUCAAUGAACAGGUAUUCAUAACCAAUACAAACAUCUAUCAUCUCUUUUCAUACAUAAAGAUAACACACGUGACUGUUUCAUCACAUCAUGUCCAGCCAUCCCACCUCUGAGUGAGCCUCAUUCCCCCUGUGCGUGGUUUGCGUUCACUCGUGAGCACAAGCAAUUCCCUUCUGGUAGCGAGGGGUUUGUUGAAAGCAUUGCUUAUGCUAUUGGCUCUUGUUUGUUGGCUGAACUCAUGUUACCCGUGUGUCUUUGUUUGGUUGAUUCUUUGUGUCCUAAUGUGUGCUUGGCAUCUCUGUUCUCUUUAGCCAUUCAAUGUCUGACAGCAGAAGUAUUUUCUCAGAUUUUAGGUUCCUGCACUUUGAAAUUCCCAUCACAAGACGACCAGGUCAUCGUCAUGUCAGGUCAGGAGACCAUCCGUGUGUUGGAGGUGGAGGUGGAUGCAGUCUUGUCCUCUUCGGGGGUUGAUGGAAAGGCGGGUGAGGAAGGGUGCGCUCAGACCCUGGAGGCAGUUGAGGAUGCUCCAUUGGAAAGUCCAGAAACCACAAGCACAACCGCAGCUGUAACUGUGGACGUCUUGGCACCUGCGGCCCAGACUGUGACCCCCAAAGUCUCCAUCAGUGUGUCCCAGCCACAGACCAACGUGCCCAUCACUGUUCAGGCCUGCCCACAGGUUCUGACUCAGGAUAGUUUGGCCUCUCUGAUGACUGGCAUGCUAGCACAACAGAGUUCUCUUGGUCAGCCGCUGCUCAUUCCUCUGAGCAUGGCCGGAUCUGUUGGGGGUCAGGGUGGUCUUGCGGUGUUCACGUUACCGACUGCUACCUUGGCCACCCUCCCUGGCCUUACUGCUGCCAGCCCUGCCGGAGGACUUCUGAAGCUCCCGUUCGCUGGGCUGCAAGCUGCAACCGUGUUGAACCCUGCGCAGGCUGUCCUGCAGCCUCAGAUGUCUGCUCUGCAGUCAGUGCAGGGGGCCAUGCAGCCAUCGCAGACCGUGUCAACCACUGCUGCAUCUGCUGUGCAGAAAGUGUCAGAACCCAGCAUCUCGAUUGCAGCACUUCAGGCUGCAGGCCUGUCCAUCAAUCCAGCUUUUAUAAGCGCUGCAUCGCUGGGCGGGCAGCCUCAGUUCAUCAGUUCUCUUACUACAACUCCCAUCAUCACCAAUGCCAUGUCUAACAUGGCUGGACUCACAAGUCAGAUCAUUACCAACGCACAGGGCCAGGUGAUCGGAACGCUACCUCUUCUGGUUAAUCCAGCUUCACUGGCCGGAGGUCAGGCUCAAGGUCUGCAGCUCCAAACUGUAUCCCCACAGCUGCUCCUCAACCACCAGGGUCAGAUCAUCGCUACUAUAGGGAACGGCCUAACAGCCGCUGCCCCGUCCGCUGCUUCUGUCCUCCCCAAAGCCACUGUGCCCCUGACACUCACCAAGACCACCACACAGGGUCCUGUUGGGAAAGUAACUCAGUCUAAAGUGAUCAUUGCUCCUCAGCCCACAGCGGGGAAAGCAGUCACGGCUCUCUCCUCUCCUGGUGCCAUCGCAUGCGUGGACAUGCCAACCGUGGGCCAACUUGUCAGCAAGCCGCAGUCUGGUGUAAAUGAAGAAGAGGCCAUUAAUCUGGAGGAGAUCCGCGAAUUUGCCAAAAAUUUUAAGAUUCGACGGCUGUCUCUGGGUCUGACACAGACUCAAGUGGGUCAGGCUCUAACUGCUACGGAGGGACCCGCCUACAGUCAGUCAGCCAUCUGCAGGUUUGAGAAGCUUGACAUCACUCCAAAAAGUGCACAGAAGCUGAAACCCGUCCUGGAGCGCUGGCUGAAUGAAGCUGAGCUCUGGAAUCAGAAGGGUCAGCAGAACCUGAUGGAGUUUGUGGGCGGCGAACCAUCCAAGAAGCGUAAACGGAGAACCAGUUUCACGCCACAGGCCAUCGAGGUCCUCAACACGUACUUUGAUAAAAACUCUCUUCCCACCGGACAGGAAAUCACAGAGAUCGCCAAAGAGCUGAAUUACGAUCGAGAGGUGGUCCGUGUCUGGUUUUGUAACCGACGGCAGACUCUAAAAAACACAAGCAAGAUCAAUGCGUUUCAGGCCCACUAGGAUGAUGAAGCAUCUGAACGAACUUUCUGUAGGUUUGGUGUACGAUAACUGGUUGGAAUUUUGGUGCUUGUUACAAAAUGACUGAAUUGACUGAUUUUGAGAUGAACCGACGGCUCCUACGUUGGAAUAAUAUCUAACAUACAUUAUUUUUGUUGUUCUUUUUUCCUUUUGUUGUGCUGCAUGCAGAGUGACUUUUUGGUGUGCCGCCACCAUUUCUGAUGCUAAAGUGACCAUUUAAGAAAUCGAAGAAGCUGAAAAUUGCUAUUGUUGCUGUUUUACUUAUCAUACAUGAACGAGUGAAACAAAUUUUUGCUUUUAAUAUUUAAUACGUUAUUCUUGGCAGCAGUAAUUUGCUUUCGCUGUAGCAAUCGCUUUGGGUUUUGACUAAUAUGUACACAUACAACGUAAAUGAAAAAUUUCCAGAAUUUUCCAUUUCAUGUGAUCAUGUAGUUUUGCUGUAAAGAAAUGUGGUUGUACAUUCACCCGAGAGGAACUACUGGUAUUUUGUCAUUUUUAACCUCCAGAUAUCUCCAUCUGUAUUUUGAUCUUUUAUUCAAUUCCUUCAAGAUCAGUGCAGUACUUGUAUAUUUUAAAUGUGGUUCGGUUGAACGUCAUACUGGACAAACAUACUACUCUGAAUCAGACAGCAUGACCCGCUAUGUGGUUAAAUCUGUAUUAAGUUUGGACUGCCAUCGUCAUCUAUUAAUUUUCAUCUUUGUGUGAUUUUCCUUGUGGUAUGUCUGUCUAUUGAUUUGAAUAGAAAGUGUAAAGUGUGUUGAAGAUUACGGUUACUGAUAUUGUAGAUGUCUUAUGGGUUUAAUGGAUGCGUUUUUUGGUUUUGCCAAAAGGAGUCUAGUUAAAUACACAAUUUAAUAUCAAGCGGCGCUAUUCAAGAGAGAACUACAUGAAUUCCUAUAUGAGGCACUUAAAAAAAUGACUUGAAAUGUAUUAUUGAUCAAAGAGUUUUAUAACACGACAAGUGUUAAAGAAUAUUGUCAAAUAAUGCGAAUUGUAGUUCAUGCAAUUGUACUCUCAUUUAUAACAGAACUUUGAAAGAUUGCGACAUUAGCAACUGUGCAGCAAUAUUCAGUUUAUAUGAACAUUUUCAAAAUUUGUGACGGAAUACAGUCCAGCGUGUUUUCCCACGUUUUUAUGUUUAAACAUAAAGCUAUAUUGUUCUUAUGGACCUUUAGUAUUUAUCUAAUGGAUUUGUAAUUGGUAUAAUACCAGAAAUGUACGGUAGACGUGAGAAAGGGAUUGUGUUAACCUAAGGCUAUGAACAUGGACGUAAUAUGCUGAACAUGAACAAAACGAGGCCUAACAAUUGUACUUACAGAUUAAAAUCAUGGUACUCAGUUAACCAUA
Molecule: messenger RNA, 4123 nt
Organism: Triplophysa dalaica
Lineage: Eukaryota; Metazoa; Chordata; Actinopteri; Cypriniformes; Nemacheilidae
Gene: pou6f1
Product: POU class 6 homeobox 1
Exons: 11
Coding region: 905-2758 (617 amino acids)
Biological process (GO): regulation of transcription by RNA polymerase II
Molecular function (GO): RNA polymerase II cis-regulatory region sequence-specific DNA binding; DNA-binding transcription factor activity, RNA polymerase II-specific
Source: RefSeq, a predicted model, not a curated record